UUUACGGCGAUACGUGAAGCCUCGCUGCUGAAAGAACUGAAACACUCAAAUAUUGUGACGCUGCACGACAUUGUGCAUACAAGAGAAACGCUGACGUUCGUUUUUGAAUAUGUGAAUACCGACUUAUCACAGUAUAUGGAAAAGCAUCCUGGCGGUCUGGAUCAUCGUAACGUACGUUUAUUUCUGUUUCAAUUGCUGCGCGGCCUCUCCUACUGCCAUAAGCGACGCGUCCUGCAUCGUGAUGUUAAGCCGCAAAAUUUAUUGAUAAGCGAUUGUGGUGAAUUGAAAUUGGCGGACUUCGGUUUGGCGCGCGCAAAAAGUGUUCCCAGUCAUACGUAUUCGCAUGAAGUCGUUACGUUAUGGUACCGUCCACCAGAUGUUCUGCUCGGCAGCACUGAAUACUCGACAUCGCUGGAUAUGUGGGGCGUCGGUUGUAUAUUUGUGGAAAUGGUAACUGGCAUGCCCACAUUCCCCGGUAUACGUGAUACAUAUGAUCAACUGGAUAAAAUAUUUAAAUUACUCGGCACACCCACUGAGGAGACAUGGGCGGGUGUAACACAUUUUCCUGGUUAUAAACCGCAUAAGUUAGGUUUUUAUCGACCCCGCAAAUUAGGUCACAAUUUUCCUAGACUCUAUGACAUCGUUGAUGGUGAGACGAUAGCGAAUGCCUUCCUGCAAUUAAAUCCAGAGGAAAGAAUAGGAGCUGAAGAGGCGCUGCAACAUCCAUACUUUGCGCCGUUGCCGAGAAAACUCUAUGAGUUGCCCGAUGAAACAUCAAUAUUCAGCGUUGAGGGAGUGCACUUAUUUCCUGAGCCGAAUCGGCAAAAUAAAUGAAAAUUAAAGCAAGUCCUUUCGGUGGAUGGUGUACGUUUCUAUUGUUAGCAGCAACAGCCAUAAAUAUUGUAAUUCAACUUUUUUACUGCAAACUUAAUUUUUGUAUAACAAUUGUUUCAAUUUUCUAUAUUUUUAUUUAAUAAUUUUAUGUAGUUGUAAAGCAAAGUUGGAAAAAAAACAACAACGCCACAAUUGAUUUGUAAAAUUAGUUAAUUAUCAGCGAAAAUGUGAGAUAGAAAAGAUACAAACAAAAACAAAAACAA
This is a messenger RNA of Rhagoletis pomonella (apple maggot), 1097 nucleotides long. It is a transcript of the gene Eip63E, whose product is annotated as cyclin-dependent kinase 14. The annotation marks the transcript as partial. Gene Ontology annotation, biological process: protein phosphorylation. The record is from RefSeq and is a predicted model, not a curated record. Gene Ontology annotation, cellular component: cytoplasm; cytosol; nucleus. Lineage: Eukaryota; Metazoa; Arthropoda; Insecta; Diptera; Tephritidae. The transcript is spliced from 5 exons. Gene Ontology annotation, molecular function: cyclin binding; ATP binding; cyclin-dependent protein serine/threonine kinase activity.